Recurvomyces mirabilis is the source of this 840-nucleotide messenger RNA. RefSeq lists its product as uncharacterized. Bases 1 to 840 code for a protein of 279 amino acids. The transcript is spliced from 2 exons. The record is from RefSeq and is a predicted model, not a curated record. Lineage: Eukaryota; Fungi; Ascomycota; Dothideomycetes; Mycosphaerellales; Teratosphaeriaceae.
AUGUACUUCUUCUUGCGCCGCUUUUGGGCAUCGACGGGACUACUUGCUGCUGGCUUUGUCACUGCGACAUUACUGCUGAUAUGGAGGUGGCCACCUGCUCUCAGUGCUGUAAGAAGCUCGAACACGCCUUCAGGACAACCUGAGCUUCGAAUACCCGGUGAUACCAAGAAUAUCGAGAAAGCUUUGGUGAUUCCGAAAACCAGGCACGACGAUGUGCGGUGGAUUGACGGUCUCCACGACGGCGCUGACGCCUUCACCGCAUUCGUCUAUUCCACAGAUGUCUGGUCCGAACCACAGUACCUCGCCCCAAGAACCCUAGCCGGACGAGAAGCCAGCGCAUACCUUUCCUACAUCCUCGAUUACUACGAUGCGCUGCCGAAAUACUCCAUCUUCAUCCACGCCGCCGAAGACCAAUGGCACAAUGAUGUAUACGCGAAAGCAACGAACCAGCCAGACACGCUACGUAGUCUGCGAACUGCAGCGAUCGAUGCGCAUGGUUAUGUGAAUCUGCGGUGCAAGCUGCAUCCGGGAUGUCCGCCAGAUAUUGCGCCUAACACAGCUGAGGGUGUAGAGAUGCCGAAGAGUAAUCCACGAGCCGACUUUGCCGGGAUAUUCAUGGAGGUGAUGGGCGUCAAUAGAAGCCAGGUGCCGGACCAUAUUGGCAAUGUGUGCUGUGCGCAGUUUGGUGUGAGCAGGGAGAGCAUACUGCAGAGGCCGAAGGUGGACUAUGAGCGGAUGCUCAAGUGGGCGCAGGGUCAGAAAGACUUUGACGGGUUCGGAGUCGGAUUCGUGUUCGAGAAACUGUGGCAUAUCAUCUUCGGCAUGGAUGCCUUGCAGUGA